AUGGUAUACUUACAUUUACAAAAUAUCCUCUACAAAACUUUGGUAGAUAGUUCAGGAAGUAUACGAAGUUAUGAAAUGGGAAUCAACGUAUUAAGGAAAAGACUAAAUUCUAGAAGGUUGCUUAUCAUUCUAGAUGAUGUUGAUAACUUUAAACAAAUAGAAGCUUUGGUUGGAAAUGGUGAGCAACAAAAUGAAUGGUUAGGUCCAGGGAGCAGAGUCAUUGUAACAACUAGAAAUAAGCAUUUGUUGAAGCUAUAUGGAGAGAAUAACAUAUAUAAUGUUGAUAAAAUGACCAAUGAUGAAGCUCUUCAACUCCUAUGUCAAAAAGCCUUCAAACACGGCAAUCUUUUAGAUGGGUAUGUGAAGCUGUCUGAUAGUGUUGUAGGCUAUGCUAAAGGCAAUCCUUUAGCUCUUGAAGUUUUAGGUUCUUUCUUACUUGGAAGAAGUGUAGAAGAAUGGUCAGACACACUGGCUAAACUAAAGGAAGAUCUUGAUAAAGAUAUAUUCCGUACACUUCAAGUAAGUUUUGAGUGA
Ziziphus jujuba (common jujube) is the source of this 534-nucleotide messenger RNA. RefSeq names its product disease resistance protein RML1B-like. Lineage: Eukaryota; Viridiplantae; Streptophyta; Magnoliopsida; Rosales; Rhamnaceae. Gene Ontology annotation, molecular function: ADP binding. The record is from RefSeq and is a predicted model, not a curated record. The coding region runs from base 1 to 534 and encodes 177 amino acids. Gene Ontology annotation, biological process: defense response. The transcript has a single exon.